GACUACAGAUCUGCACCGGCCGCACAAAAUCCGCCCAACCCGAUCCCCCUCGGAUCUCCCGCCGAAACAACCUCGUACCAGGUCACCCCACGCCCGCACGGAUCCCACCCAUCCACAUCCGACACCCCGGCUUCCACCAGUCUCCACCCGAUACGCCUGGAUCCAAUCCGCCUCUAAACCCUAGCUAGCGCACGCCGCCGCUCCCCCGGCCUGCACCUUGCACGCCGCCUCUGCAUGCGCACCUGCCGUGACUUAUGACUCGCCGCAAGCGGUCAGCGAUGUCGUACUUGGAGGAUGCGACGGACUCGAGAUCGGAGGAUGAGACGGACUCUGGAUCGGAGGAUGACGAGAUAGCUCAACAGGGGGCAGCCGCAGCGACUUUGGCGGCGGGGUUAUCGAUCAAGCUCGUGAUCGACACCAAGUCUCAGAAGGUGCGGUUCGCCGAGGCCGGAACCGACGUCGUGGAGUUCCUCACCGGCCUCCUCUCCCUGCCGCUGGGCACCGUCGUCGACCUGCUGACCAAGGAGCACAUGGUCGGCAGCAUCGGCAACGUCCUCGGCAGCGUGGAGAAGAUGGACGCCGGCUACAAGGGCAAGGAGCGGCGCCUGAGCCCGGCCGUCGGCCCCGCUGCGCUCUCCCGCCUGCAGCAGCUGCUGAGCAGGCACCUCAACAACGGCCGAACCUGCCAUUGCACCAGUUCGAUGAACAAUGCCAUCACGCGAGCAGCCGCGGGAACAUCCACGACGGCGUCGCUACCCACGGCCACGUACACGGUCGGGGACGACCUCUCGGUGACUCCGGCUUCUUUUUUCUCGACCAUGUCGCUACUGGGCAUCAGGCAGUUCGCACAAUUUGGCGGCGAGGACCUCAGCGGGCUGCAGGAGAAAACCGUGAAGAUCGGCAAGGAAGAGGCGCUGAGGAUACUGGCUGCUUCCCUCAAGUCCAAGACCGUGCUGACCGAUGUCUUCCUCAAGAGUCAGGAGUGAAGCCAUUGUCCACUAAUAGUAAUUCAGAAUUUCAUUAUCAUAUAUAUCAUUAUGAUAGAAAGGAUAUAUUUUUCAAUAUCACUUGAAUUUAGUUGCGAUGGCAUAUUUUUCUUGUGCGGCUGCUGCCGUGAUGAAUCAAAGAUUUUGCCAAUGUUGCUUUUGUUGUUCC
Triticum aestivum (bread wheat) is the source of this 1155-nucleotide messenger RNA. RefSeq lists its product as uncharacterized. Bases 255 to 986 code for a protein of 243 amino acids. The transcript is spliced from 2 exons. NCBI's taxonomy places the organism in Eukaryota, Viridiplantae, Streptophyta, Magnoliopsida, Poales, Poaceae. The record is from RefSeq and is a predicted model, not a curated record.